AUAGUGAUAAUGUUGAGACACGCUGUAACGAAGAACAAAAAGCUAGCUUAGUUGUCGAGUUGAUCAAACCGAUAACAGAACAACAAACACAGUUGUCAUUUCGUUCCUUUUCUUGCACUUCAAUUCUUCUUCAUUUCUCCCGAAAUCACAAUUUAGUUGCUUCCAUCAACGAUUCCCGACCGAGAGAAACAACUCAUGACUAAGCCUGCUGAUGCCGAAGAGACGCCGCCGCCCGCCGCCGAUGCGGAGAGCCAGAGUGCGCCGGCGGCUGCUGGCGGCGGGUUCUCCAAUAUCAUCCAGCGGUGGCGGCGCGAAGGUAUUGUGAAGAGAGGCUGUGUGGCUUUUCGAGCCUUCGGUUUACUCUUCUCCUUGCUCGCUUUCAUUAUCAUGGCCACCAAUCAACACGGCGAUGGCAGAGAAUUUGACAAAUAUGAAGAAUACAGGUUAAACAAAAUUUCAAUUUCAAUUUCAUCUUCUCUGUCUUGUUUGUUUGAAUUUCUGUGUUUUUUUUUUGGUAGGUAUGUGUUGGCGAUUGCAAUUCUGUCUGCUUUAUACACCGGAUUUCAAACAGGGAGGCAUAUUCAUGAAAUCCACACAAACAAAGAGAUCAUUUCACGGAAGAAUGCAUCAAUAUUUGAUUUUAUUGGUGAUCAGAUUGUGGCAUACUUGUUGCUGUCUGCAGCUUCAGCAGCAGUACCUUUGACAAACAACAUGCGUCGAGGAGGAGAUAACAUAUUCACAGAUUCCUCAGCAGCGGCGAUCAGUAUGGAAUUCUUCGCAUUCUUUUCACUAGGUUUGUCGGCUCUCAUCUCCGGAUUCAAGCUCUCUAAUCAAACUUACAUCUGAUCAGCCUAAAAAAUUGUUACAAUUUCUUUGUAUUGCUCUUAUUUGAUUGUGUUGUUGAUCAUUUACUCAUAUACUAUAUUUUUUCUUGUAAAUUCAUGUUUAUGAAGAAAAGGAGUUGAUUUCCUUUCAGUUGGAUACAUACGUAGUUUGAAAUGUAAAGGUUCAUUUUUUGUGAAUUAAUGAAAUGAAUUAUACUCCACUA
Salvia splendens (bonfire salvia) is the source of this 1048-nucleotide messenger RNA. RefSeq names its product CASP-like protein 4B1. The coding region runs from base 196 to 846 and encodes 216 amino acids. The record is from RefSeq and is a predicted model, not a curated record. Lineage: Eukaryota; Viridiplantae; Streptophyta; Magnoliopsida; Lamiales; Lamiaceae. The transcript is spliced from 2 exons.